GAGGAGGUUGAGGGUGAGAGGGAGGAGUCACGGACUCCUCAUGAAAGGCCCUUCCUCCAGUCCCAGCCGCGCCUGUAGCAGAACCAUCCCGGAUGAGUGGCAGACUAGCCUCUGCUUGAACACUUCCAGUGACGGGGAGCUCACUACCUGACAGGCGGCUCGCUCCUCCCCGGAGACAAGUUAGGAUGGCUUUCUUUUCCCCUCCCCCUCCCACGGACGGGCCUCGCCCGGCCGGGGGCUGCGGGGCUCCCACUCUGAGGCAGGGUCAGUCUCCGCUCCCAGCACCGCCUCCUUCCCGGCCCACCCACUUCCAAGGACCACCCCGGGAGCGGCCCCAGGGGGCUUCCUGGAACCUUCGGCCGCUGCCUAAAUUUUUACCUCCUCUGAAAGAGCGGGUCCAUCGCCUCCAAACAAAGCGUAACCAUGCCAACGACCAACCUCGGGUGGCCUGGGCGGGACUUGGACGACAGGGGCUGCCGGGGCUCAAAAUACUACGAGUUCGCUUUUGUUUUGUGAAGGGAUGAUACAGGAUCGGGAUGGGAGCUGAGGUGCCGCUGAAAGUAGAAACAAAGGGCCCAUCUCUGCAGUACAGCUGGACCUGGCAUUUCUAAUCAGCUGAGGUUCCCUCAGUCUUCCUGGACUUAGAACCCUGGCUCUGCAUGAAGUUCACUAUGGGAGGGGAGCAGGCAAUUUCUGUGGUUCCUUCUGAGGCUCCAGUCAAACUCAGGUUGCCCCAGGGUUCCUCAUUUGCUGUGUCUGUGAAGCUAGCCCAGAGGUGUUUGCACUUCACAUUGGUUAAUCCCCAUUCUAAAGUCUUUAUUUGGGUCAUUUCAGGAGAACCUCUGUUCUGCCCAAGUCUUCUUUGUAUUUUACCAGUCUAUGUUCUCUCUGAUGUGCAAAUAUGUUCUGUUUCUGGAGGAAAUCUGGAGAACUUCAAAUUUACUGAACUAAUUUGCCAUCUUCCCCAGUCCUCUACUACAUCAUUUUUUUUUUCAAUUAUGUCUUUUCCAUUGACAUUGUUGUACUAGUAAAUAUUGCUUCUUUGUUCUGGUUAUUUCAUUUGUCAAUCAAGUUGUGUCUUUCUAUAUAUUUCUCUUCAUCUUAAUUGUUGUCUCUUAUAAUAAUAGUAAAAUUUCAUGACAUUCACAUGGUCUAAUUUGUUUAACUAUUCCCCAGUCUAUGGUCAUCUACUUUGUUUCUAAUUCUUCGCUAUGUGUUUCUAUAAAUAAAAUAUACAUCCUUUCUUUUGGCCAAUAAAUAGCUUCCUUGGAGUAUAUGUAUGCCUAAUAGUAGAAUCUCUGAGUGGAAGGAUAUAGAAUUUUAGGCCUUUUAUUGAUCUAAUUCUAAAUUCUUUCUAAAUUGUAAUAAUUAUUGAGCUCCAUUAACAAUGUGUUACUAUGUCUGGCUUUCUAGAACUCCUCUAACUUCUUGAACAUUCUCAUAUUUUUGUUAUCUUUAUCAAAUUAUUCAUCCAACUAUUAUUAACCAAGUCAUGAGAUCAUCAUGUGCAAUACCCAAAGAAUAUUUACUCUCUAGACAGAGAAACAGCUAGGGUUGGAUGUCUUCACUUGUGUGACAUUAAGAAAUCUCUGAAUUUGUUUGAAUUUCAAUUUUCCCAGCUGUCAAGUGAGGGACUUGGAACACUAAAAUCAAUUUCAAUUCAACAAGUCUUUUUUUUUUUUUUUAAUGCGAUUUUAUUAAUGUCUCUUAUUUUUUACCUGCAUUGAUAAAGGGAGUUUCUUCACCUAGAAAUUUCUUUACCAUGAUUUUCAAAGCCUAGUGGAGGUCCCCAUGACCCUUUUGGGGAUCCAUUAUGUAAAAGCUAUUUUCAUAAUACUAAGGCAUUAUUUAUCAAGAUUUUUGAACUACAUGUCUGUUGGAGGUUGGAUUUUCUUUUGAUAUUUCAACUAAAACAAUAUAUCACAACAAGUUGAAUGCAGAAGCAGA
Molecule: messenger RNA, 1947 nt
Organism: Sarcophilus harrisii (Tasmanian devil)
Lineage: Eukaryota; Metazoa; Chordata; Mammalia; Dasyuromorphia; Dasyuridae
Product: metacaspase-1B-like
Exons: 2
Coding region: 186-524 (112 amino acids)
Source: RefSeq, a predicted model, not a curated record